AUGCCAGUCCACGAGCUGCCUUUCCUUGUUCAGGAUGUCGCGGACCGUGCAAUCACCGUGAAGCAACUGCGCAACCUGCGAACUUUCCUCCAGUACCUCACGAAAACAGAGCUCCUGAAGCACACCAGCGAAUUCUCCAAGGGAAAGGGAAGCUUUGGGAAGCUCAUCCCAUGGACGACCCUCAACAUGUACCACAUCACCAACGAGGUGAUCAAGAAGGUCAUUCCGCACGUCGACCCCAAAGGAGAGCGUUUGGAUGAACAUCGACGCUGGUACAGCUGGGUAGAGUUUGUUGCGGACGAUCCGCAGCCUGCCAAGAUAAUGUUCAGCCACUGGUGGGGAGGGCGCUUCAUGGACUUCAUGCAGGCGGUGGACAACAUGACCAUGGACCGUGCCCUGAGCAUCUACACACCCAUUUGGGUCUGCACCUUUGCGAACUGCCAGUUCGGGGAGAACUUCGGCUCCAAGCUCAUGGACUGCCCUUUCAUCCGCACCCUGAAAACAGUGGACCUGACAGUUCUGAUCGUGGACUCUCAGGCUGGCUCGCUCACUCGGACAUGGUGCGGACUUGAGGUGCAUUACACCACGAACAACGACAUCGACUUCGUCCUCUACACGUCCGCAGGGCGCGUGGGCUCCUCUUACGUCUCCGGUGGGCCCCUGGUCGAGGCAGUGAAGAGCUGGGACAUCCGCUCCAGCGAAGCUUCGGAUCCGCAGUAUCGCCGACAGAUCCUGAACUAUGUGGCCAAAGUCAAUGAGCUGGAGGGCCUGAAGAAGGACAAAAAUGGUCGGAUGGUUUUGGACAGCAUGGGUCGACCUUCCCUCGACGGCGACAGUCGAGAUCCCUCCUGGCAGAGCCGGUCCAACGGUGAGAAGGAGUACUCUCACGAAGCCAACCUGUUCAGGAAGCAUGCGAAGCGCUUCGAGCACCUGAACAUGAUGGUGCGCUUGCGUGUCAUGGCGAACUUGGGCUUGCCCAAGAAGCCCAAGGGUUGCGAGGUUCCGGAGAUGGGCUUGCGCGGGAUGACGCUGAAUCAGCUGCGAGUGAUGACAGCAAAGCUGGAGGCAACCUGCCCUUGGUCUGCGGAUGACGAGGAUUGUGUUUGGUAUGAGCGCUUGGACCUGGAGUCUGACAAGCCCUUGGAGUACGAGCAACUACAAAUUCAGCAUGUAAAGGAGUGGGUUACGGAAAUGACGGAGGAACGUCGGUGCUCGUACAUGGAGCUUGUGUCGGAUGGAUCCCAAAAGCCGCAGUACGCGAUCACCUUUUCCGAGAGCAGUUUCUGGAGCGAGCGCAUGUCUGCGAUCGAACUGUUCGCGGAGGCCCAGCACCUGCCAGAUUCGACGAUUUUCUUUGUGGAGAUACUCGGGAUUAACAGUCACGACGACGACGAAGACGCGGAGGUGUGCUGGAAGUCAGUGAAGACUGAGGUGGAGGGCAUCAUCUGUCAGCUCUCCACCCGAGCUGAGCUGCAGGAUGAUGAAGGCCUUGGCUCCCUGAUCUUUGAGGUGGGCACGGACAAGGGCAUCUUCUUCGCAAGCAGCGGCGGAGUGCUGGCCUGCAGCCAGGCUUUCCGCAGCGGCAACUGGGUGCAUGGCGACUUCGAUGUCCAGGUGAUCUACAAACUUCUCAAACGACUUCUGGACGACGCGCCUGACGAGAAUGAUGGCGAUGACGAGCUGGUGGAAUCCGACAACCCAACUUUCCGCGGUCUACUCCGCCUUCACCAGUGGCUUGCCGGCCCCGUGUUGCGAAGGGCCGCAAGGAACAACGAUGUGCAGGCGAUCAAGGACAUUUGCAGUUUGCCUGGCCUGCGGCUGUCCGGUGACACCAUGAAAGACAAUGUCGGGAGGAUGCCUCUGCACAUCGCCAUUGCCAGCCGAUCCUGGCCAGCCAUGACAGCUCUGUUGGAGGCGAAGGCGGAUCCAAACGUUGAGGACGACAUGAAGGAUCGGCCACUGCACUACGCAGCGCUGGCGGGCCAUGCCGAAGCCGCCAAGGAGCUGGUGGCGGCGGGCGCGGACCCCUGGGCAGAGAACUGCUUUACCGAGACUGCGCUGCAGGUGGCGAGGCAGAGCCCUGCUGCCUUCUUGGGUGUGGACACUGCGGCGGUUCGUGACUUUCUCAAGGCCCAUGAACUCAGAGGAAUUCUUUUUGAAUGCUUCUGGUCGAUUUGCCUUGGGUUUGGUCGCAGACCGUGCCGGGUUUUGCGAUACAGCUUGAUCGUGAAGUGUGGUUUGCCAUCCUGCUUCACGCUUCACCAGGGAAGCUAG
Symbiodinium natans is the source of this 2274-nucleotide messenger RNA. The record is from the annotation of a GenBank genome assembly. Lineage: Eukaryota; Dinophyceae; Suessiales; Symbiodiniaceae.